AUGGAAAGCAACAAUCUCUCCAUUAUGGCUGUGGUACCAUUCAUAUAUAGCCCCAACGACGUUGACAUUAGCGACGGCGCGGCUCUUGCACCGAUCUACUCCGAGAAAGGCGGGUUCCUGAAAACAACAUGCUAUAGCAAUUUCGACUUUGACGGUCACCCGACAAUAUUUUCGGCGUUAGAUCCUGCACACCGGGCCCUUAGAUCAAAGGCUGUUGUCAGCAUGUUCAGCCCGGCCUCUAUCCGAAAGGAAGGCGACCAAAUACUGAGAUCCUGCGUCGAUAGGUUGAUGGCGCAUAUCGAAAAUGCAGCAGCUUCUGGCAAACCCGUCAACAUGCUCAAUAUGGGCAGAUGUCUAGCUCUUGAUGCAGUGACGGAAUACCUCCUAGGCAAGACAUACGGAGGUAUUGCGGAGCUGGAGGCAAGCAGAAGCACCAGGGACUCAAGCAGCCUCUCUGCCAGCGAGUUCGUGGACACCUUUGUCGCAGUUGGAAGAUUCUUCUUGCUUCCUAGUUGGAUCUUUCACGCCCUCGAGUGGGCUCUCCCGAAGUUGUUCCCGGAUCAGAAGGUCGACCAGUCGAUGGAACUCGUAACAAAGUUCUGCGAUCAGGUCGUCGCCGAGGCCGACCUGGAGAAAGACCAAACGUACCAGGCUCGUUUACUGCGAGCUGGCAUCAGCGAAGAAGAAGCUGCUGUUCAGUGUAUGGAUUUGAUGUUUGCCGGCACAGACAGCACUGGCAUGAAUUUUGGUGCUAUUUGCUGGCAUUUGGCACAGUCGCCCUCAAUCUAUCAGAAGCUCAAAGUCGAGCUUGCAUUGCCAGAGGUAUCGCAAGCCGACCCGCAAACUCUUCCCUACUUACGUGGCGUGGUACGCGAGGGUCUUCGAAUGUCAAUGGCAAAUCCGACUCGUCUUCCACGCGUUGUGCCGCCCAGCGGAUUCACAUUCGCAAGUAAGAUGCCUUCUGGGGAAACUGUGACUUUUGAGUUCCCAGGCGGAACCUGGAUUGGAUGCGCACCAUUUAGCCUGCAUUUCAACGAUGCUGUCUUCCCUAAUCCGCAUGAAUUUCAGCCAGAACGAUGGCUUGAGCCUAGCGAGGAAAUGCUACGCGAUGCCAUCCCAUUUGGACUUGGACCGCGGCAGUGUAUUGCUCGGAACCUUGCUUCAAGUGAGCUCUUCUGGGCAGUCAGGGCACUAGGUAUAUCUGGGGUGCUGGAUGGAGCUAGAACAACAGGGCUGAUGAAGGAUGGGAUUAUUGUUGACGAAUGGUUCAACUCAAAAGUUCCUGGACAUGCUAUUGAGCUGAUAUGGGAAUCAUCGUAG
This is a messenger RNA of Colletotrichum paranaense, 1320 nucleotides long. RefSeq names its product cytochrome P450. The record is from RefSeq and is a predicted model, not a curated record. The transcript is spliced from 2 exons. NCBI's taxonomy places the organism in Eukaryota, Fungi, Ascomycota, Sordariomycetes, Glomerellales, Glomerellaceae. Gene Ontology annotation, molecular function: oxidoreductase activity, acting on paired donors, with incorporation or reduction of molecular oxygen; monooxygenase activity; iron ion binding. The coding region runs from base 1 to 1320 and encodes 439 amino acids.